Monopterus albus (swamp eel) is the source of this 907-nucleotide messenger RNA. RefSeq names its product cystatin f (gene cst7). Gene Ontology annotation, biological process: negative regulation of microglial cell activation; positive regulation of myelination; immune response. Gene Ontology annotation, molecular function: cysteine-type endopeptidase inhibitor activity. Lineage: Eukaryota; Metazoa; Chordata; Actinopteri; Synbranchiformes; Synbranchidae. The transcript is spliced from 4 exons. Bases 65 to 463 code for a protein of 132 amino acids. Gene Ontology annotation, cellular component: Golgi apparatus; lysosome; endoplasmic reticulum. The record is from RefSeq and is a predicted model, not a curated record.
CAGGCCUGUUUGUGCUGCUUCGUGGUUAGUGUGGCUAUCUUGCAGGAAACAGAAACAGAGUGUGAUGGGGCUGAAGAUGAUGAUCAUGCUGCUGCUUGCUGCUCUGGGGGUGAGUUUCGGGACCAUGCCCGGCUCCCUGUACAAUGUGAGUGAGAAUGACCCUGGUGUCCAGCAGGCCAUCCUCAGCGGCAUCUACUCCUUCAACAACCAAUCGAACGAUGCAUUCCUCUUCAAACCCUUCGCCAUUGACAGCGCUCAGAGACAGAUCGUGAAUGGGAUUCGCUACGUCAUAGACUUGAAGAUUUCCAGAACCGUGUGUCAUAAACGAGAUGACGACAACCUGUCCAAAUGUGACUUCCAGCCUAAAGGUCCUCUGCAGCAGACGUUUCAGUGUCACUGUGACAUUUGGGUGCGUCCCCACGAAAGUAAGACAAUGAUUGAGGCCUUUGACUGUAAGCCAUGACAGUACCAGCUACCUCAGCUCUACCUGUUCACCUGUCUCAGCCUUUUUCCUGCAAACCUCUUCACACACAAUAAAAACCAUCAGCAGUCUUUUGGUCACAGAUGUUUAGCUGGAGGUUUUGUAGCUUCUUUUUUUUCCCUCCACUGACAUCAUAACCAGCCAGUAUUGGAUGGGAAACCUGGAUUUUGUUGGGUCUGAUCAGGCCACCUGCUACUCAGGAGGAUGAACUGCUGCCAGCUGAAGCGUGCAGGGCCUUGGAGGUCAGACCAGUAUCUCACUGGCUGACACUUGUUUCACCUGGUGUGUGUGUGUGUGUGUGUGUGGCGCCAAUCUGUCUCCACAAACCUAUGAAAAAUGACCACUUGUUCACACACCAGCGUAAUAAAGUACAACAGAAACCACCUCUUGAAAUGUAUUUGAUUUAUACUUUGAGUUUUAGUUUGG